Messenger RNA from Lethenteron reissneri (Far Eastern brook lamprey), 5166 nucleotides. It is a transcript of the gene BECN1, whose product is annotated as beclin 1. The record is from RefSeq and is a predicted model, not a curated record. Gene Ontology annotation, cellular component: phagophore assembly site; phosphatidylinositol 3-kinase complex, class III, type II; phosphatidylinositol 3-kinase complex, class III, type I. Lineage: Eukaryota; Metazoa; Chordata; Hyperoartia; Petromyzontiformes; Petromyzontidae. Gene Ontology annotation, biological process: late endosome to vacuole transport; cellular response to nitrogen starvation; mitophagy. Gene Ontology annotation, molecular function: protein-macromolecule adaptor activity; phosphatidylinositol 3-kinase binding.
ACCACGCACGCCACACUAAAUCCAGCCUCUUCCUCUCUUCACAUCUCCUCCCUAGUGGAAGCUGUAAUCUAAAAAAAACCUAAAAAAAACUGUUCAGCAUGUGAUUUCCGCCGAAUCUACUUCGGGCUGAAGAGGGGAGGGGUGGAAUACUUCGUAAAAAAAAAAUCCUGAAUCGCCAGCCGACGUUCCCACUUCGUGUAUCAUCACCAUCAUCAUCAUCACCACCACUGCGAUUGUUGUAACAUUUGUUCGGGUUGGAGCGAACACCGAAGAUACGAGCUUCUCCUGCUGCUGCUGCUGCGAUGAUGAUGAUGGUGGUGAUGAUGAAGAUGUCUUUAGAGUCUUAGAGAAGCCGAGCGCUGGUGCUGGUGGUGUUGGUGUGGGAUGUUGUGCUGAAGCGGCCCUCACACGGACACGCAGAUCGCCGCGGAGUCAAAGGAGGAGAAGCCAUGGAGACGUCGGUUUCACACGCGGGGAGUACCACGCACGUGAGCUUCGUGUGCCAGCGCUGCAACCAGCCGCUCAAGCUGGACACAUCGUUCGACACGCUCGACAAUCACACGACCGGCGAGCUCACAGCCCCCCUUGUGACGGUCACACCGGUGACGAGAGAAGACCCAAGUGUGGACAUAGACGUGACCAAUGAGGGCCCCUACACGACACACGGAUGCCUGGACGAGAGGCGAUGCGAUGGCGUGGUGCACAAGACCAUACCGCCAGCCAGGAUGAUGUCCAUGGAGAGUGCCAACAGCUUCACGCUGAUAGGGGAGGCGUCCGACGGGGGCGUAACGGAACACCUGAGUCGCAGGAUCAAGGUGAUGAGCGACCUGUUUGACAUCAUGUCCGGCCAGACGGAGGUUGACCACCCGUUGUGCGAGGAGUGCACGGACAACCUCCUUGACCAGAUGGACCAGCAGCUCAAGGUCACGGAGGACGAGUGUCAGGACUACAGGGAUUUCCUCAAGCGCCUGGAUUACACCGCCGGCGAGGUGGGCUGCUCCGAGAUGGCGCACGGCGGUGACGAGCAGAGCCUGCAGUCGGAGCUCGCGUUUCUCCGCACUGAGGAGGCCGGGCUCAUCGCUCAGCUGGAGGAGGUGGAGGGCGAGCGAAGGCAGCUGGCCCAGCAGAUGGCUCACCUCAAGACUGAGGCCGCACAGCUUGGCCACCAGGAGGAGAAGUACCAGCACGAGUACAGCGAGCUGAAGCGUCAGUUGCUGGAGUGCGAGGACGACCAGCGCUCCGUCGAUAACCAGCUGCGCCAUGCACAGAUGCAGCUCGACAAACUCAAGAAAACCAACGUCUUCAAUGCCACCUUCCACAUAUGGCACAGCGGGCAUUUUGGCACGAUCAACAACUUCCGCCUGGGCCGCCUGCCCAGCGUCCCCGUGGAGUGGAGCGAGAUCAACGCCGCGUGGGGUCAGACCGUGCUGCUGCUCCACGCUCUCGCCAACAAGAUGGGGCUGCACUUCCAGCGAUACCGUCUGGUACCAUAUGGGAACCACUCCUUCUUGGAAUCACUCACUGACAAAUCAAAGGAACUGCCUCUGUAUGGCUCUGGCGGCUUCCGGUUCUUCUGGGACAGUAAGUUUGACCAGGCGAUGGUGGCAUUCCUGGACUGCCUGCAACAGUUCAAGGAGGAGGUGGAGAAGGGGGACACUGGCUUCUGUUUGCCCUACAAGAUGGACGUGGAGAAGGGACGCAUCGAGGACACGGGCGGCACGGGGGGAUCCUACUCGAUCAAGAUCCAGUUCAACUCGGAGGAGCAGUGGACCAAGGCCCUCAAGUUCAUGCUCACCGACCUCAAGUGGGGGCUUGCCUGGGUCUCGUCGCACGUCAGCGCCGCCAAGUGACCGGCGACUUCGCGCCAAUCGCUGCCGUCACCAACCGGGGUGCGCUUGGCUUCCAAAACCGCGUGCCAUUUAUGUAUGUAUUUGUGUGUGUACAUAUGUUGAACUUCUUUCGCACAGUACGUAGCCAACCGCACGAAUCGGAGGUGCAGAGGGAGGGACGACAAACUAAACACAAAAAGCGGUUCUGUAGAAAUGAGUUUUCAAUCUAGAUUGAGUGGGUAUUGGACUAAUUGAAUGGGAACCCGUUAUUUAUUUCACACCUUCAGUUAUUGUACUUUUGUUAUUUGACAACUAUAUAGUCCGGCAAUAAUGAUUUUGCAAGGAAAAAUGCUUUUUUGUUUUGAGGCAAAGUACACAACUGUAAUCAUGAUAUCAUGUAAUUAUGUUGAAAUUCUUUCCCACUGUAUAUAGCCUACCAUGCUACUUGGAGGUGCGGGGGAAGGACAACAAACUAAACGCAAAAAGCAGAUCUAAGAAAUCAGUUUUUAAUCUGGAUUUAAAAGUGCAGAGCUCCUAAUAUCGGAAGGAAGAGCGUUCCAGACAGCCACGGAAACGCAUCUGAGAGCACGCGAUAUAGUGACUGUCUAUGUUCGAUGGCUAGCCAUAGGCCGCCGCAAGGAUUUAAUCAGAAGGAAAGUCAUGAUUAUUGUUUGAUGGGUGUGUGAAUGUGAAUCGCAAGUAGGUUAGCCAUAUUAUGUCGUUUUAUCUUGAUUUACCCGUUGGGAGUUUUUACGACUGAUUUGGUAGGCUUAGACAUCCGCUUGUUUAGGUUAUUUUGAGUAGCAUACGUCCAGUUAUGUUUUAGCGGCCAGCGAAAGUUCAGUUAGCGGCGAAUGUGUUUGGUUCCUGGAACCUUUUUUGAAUGUCAUAAGCCCUGCGAUGUGUCUUCGUGUCGCGCCGCGUUUUGUUCUGCACGAUGUCCAACGUUUAGCUCCAGGAGCUGAGAGCUUCUUUAAGCACGUGGAGUGUAAGUGCGCUUGGGCAGAACAGAUCAUGAGAGGGGAUGAAGGCUGGUGGUUUGGAGUUUCCUGAAGAAGCUUCCCGCACGCGGAUAGAAAUGUCGGACAUCGUGUCGAACGGGGCGCGGCACAACCAGAAACCGAAUCGGAGUGCUGGACAGCACAACCGGGAGAACCUCCGCAGUAACUUGCCGAAAGUCUGUCAGAAUGAAGGUCAUGGGUGCGAGUCGCGUGUUAUUAUUACAGAGCUUUUAAAGCUGCAAAUGGAAAAUUGUUCGAAUGUAACGAUGCGACUGAUUCGUAGAUUAAAAUCGGUUCUUUUGAUACAUGCGUUGAAGCACACUUCUGCGGGAAUUGAUUGUUGUAGGAUAUUGGCUAACUAUGUUCACGUGUGCAAGCACUCGAAAUGUAACACGUGUGAGAGUACAAUACAGACGACAGAUAUUACGAUCCAAGGCCGCAAUUAUAAUAUAUAUUGGGGGGGACACAUCCCCCCAAAUAUUCAAAUAUGCUCAAAAUGUCCCCCCAAUAUAUUGCUAUCAAAUAGAUUUCUGUUUAUAUGAUUGUGGCUAUGGUUGUACUUUAUUAAUCCCUAAUCUCUGCCAUUACAUACAAUGAAACAAGAAAAGGUAAAAUAGAAAAAACAGCAAUGUAAUAAAUACAAUACACUAUCAGACAUUGUAAAAUAUAAAUGAAAAGUCCAUCCUAUGUGUUAGUGAUUUUUUUUAUAUUUUAGGCAGGAAAUGGCAGGAAAUUUUGUUUCCAAAUUUAGAUUUUUUUUCAGGGGGCGAGAGACCCCCAGACCCCCUGGAAGAUUUGGUCCCCCCAAUGUUGACUCCAUGGCUACGGCCUUGUUACAAUCGCCUGUUGAUGAUCAACUGGCGGAAUGGAGGAACGAGAGAGGAAGCAAGACGGCACAAACGAGUUCACGCGAAAGGGACGGACAACAGAAAAGAGACGCGGCGCAAACAAGAUAGCAGCUAGGAGACGCACUGUGCACACCACACGGGGUCAAUCGGAGGAUAGAAAUUAAACGAAGCACAAGCGAGACCUUCAAAAUGAGACGGCACAAACAACACAAGCAGGGAGUUGCAGAGUACAAAAAGAGACGCGGCUUGUGUUCCAAAAGAGACGUGGCUGUAAAGAAACGAGACGGGCGGAACGCGUGAGGCAGGCAUUGAAGACGAGUCGCGGUCGAAGUGAGAUGCUCCCCGCACCUCCGAUUAGCGCGGUUGGCUACGUACGGUGCGAAACAAAUUCAACAUACGUACUUGCAGAGAAAGCCAAACUUGAUUCUCGAGUUAAAUCGCAACUCUUGAUUCGUGACAAUUCAUCCGAUCGCCGUCACGUCCGUUCAACGUCACACAAACCAAAACGCACGAAGUUCGUGAAUAGCAAUUGUGGUUACUUUUCAAAAUGCAAGGGAUGCUGCCACGCCAAUGGUGUUGCAACGGUCAGCACACCGGACUUGCCAUCCAGACGGGGUCACCGGUUCGAUUCGAUUUCCGGGUGCGGCAGUGGUGCAGGUUUAUGAAAGCCUUUUUCCACCCAGCAGAAUGGAUGGGUAACGACGUGUCAUGGUGUUACCCUUCCAAGAUGUCUGACUAUCCUAGAUGAGAAGGGCAAAAUAAUCUUGAGGGGCUGUCUAGAGCUCUUAAUAGCAGAGGUUCUUGUACCAGCAGGAGCAAAGGAUUGCAGGGCUGCACCUUUACCUUACGAACUGGACUUGCCACCAGAGGUCACCGGUUCCGUUCGAUCUCCAGGCGCAACAGUUGAAAUAGUGGUGCAAGUUUGUGAAAUCCUCUCCGCCUCUUUCUACCCAGCAGUACGAAUGGGUAACGCCGCAGUUAGUCGCGUGUGUAGUGCGGCAGGAGCAAGCAAUUGCAGGGCCGCACUUUUACCUUACGGAAAUGCAAACGGAGUUUAACUUGCCCGAGCUUCAAGGUUGCAGCCAGAUGUGGGAGAGACUUGUAAACUUGGCAAAACAUGAAUUCUCACUUAAGUUGAACCUUUGAAUUGUUGAGUUAAUUUAUUGUACAUAUAACUUUUCUUUUUUUGCAAAGAAUUGAAAACAUCUGCAUGCUGGGUGUAAACCCGCAAUCUUGACAUUGCCAGGAGCCUGCUAAGUAUGACAUGGGGCAUGAAGAUAAGAACCCAUGCUCUUGGAACGUAUAUAUAUCUGUACUAAAGACUUUGUUAUAGCAAAAAUAAAACUAUGGAAAUUGUUGCUUUUCCAAUGACUCAUUCCGCUGCUAUUUACUGAAUUAAAUCGACGAGGAACACCGUGUACUUUUGGCACGUGGUCACCAGCCGAGAUGCUUGGCAUGUGCAGAUACAAGAGUCAAUGACGCUUGCCC